Molecule: messenger RNA, 2342 nt
Organism: Acanthoscelides obtectus
Lineage: Eukaryota; Metazoa; Arthropoda; Insecta; Coleoptera; Chrysomelidae
Source: the annotation of a GenBank genome assembly
UACGUCCCGUGCAUGUUUUUCAUUAAGCAUAACGUUUAUUUUUAAACGAAUCCGGUUAAGAGUCAAUAUUAUUACGAGAGCUCUGAGUAAUACUUUUUAGAUUUCGCGCUAGUUCAGAGCUCCAGCAUUCUUUACCGACAGGCGCUUUCAGCUAAAUCGAUAACGCGCUUUCAGACGUCGCGACACAGGCUACGUUUUAGAUUAGAUUUUCAAUUCCAAGUUUUUGUCUGAUCCCGCAACGAUUACUGAUUGACACAUGAUAAAGCAGAUAAGUACCGCGAUAAUGAUGCUGAGUGAAUAGUUUCCGAGAACCGUCAGGUGCGACAGUUUGCGGAUUCCAACAAAUUUAUCAGUGGAAAUGUUUGAAAAGCUAUUCUUAAAAAUAGUAGUUCGUAGGCUACAAGUAAGUGACUUAUAAGGUCAAGCACAAACUAAUUCAGUGUUCUAGUGACUUUAUGGCACCUCCACUUGAUAAUCAGCAAUUUACACAAUUAAGUUGUUAGCAGUCAUGGAUCUUCUAAAGAGCUUAAUAGUACUCUCUGAGAAAGCUGCAAAUAUUGCUAGAGUUUGUAGAGCAGAUCAACAUCUUUUCGGACUGUUGGUGCAGCAGAAAAAAGAAGAUGAGGCCAACCCAAGAUUUGUGGAAGAUUUCAAGACACUAGCUGACGUCCUUAUACAGGAGAUGGUUAGGCAUUUCAUAAGAAAACAGUUUCAGGAUCUGUCCGAUAAUGUAAAAGGAGAAGAAAACAACACAUUUACGAACAAAUUAGGAGAACAGAUAUGCGUUGAAGUCCAAGAUACCGAAACCAAAACUGCUUGUUUGUUGAAAAACGUACUAAACGGAGACCACCUAGCUGCAAAUCUGUUAGCUGCAGAAGUGCACAGAGAAAUUGCUAUAAAUGAUGUAAAUACAAAGAUUCCUGAUACGGAAUUUAACGUGAAUUUGAAUGAUCUGGCCAUGUGGAUUGAUCCUAUUGAUUGUACAGCAGAAUACAUCAAUGGAGGUCAAGGUGACCUAGACAGCGGUAUCUACAAAAAUGGUCUGCAAUGUGUGACAAUUCUUAUAGGGGUGUAUUCAAAAUCACAGCAUACCCCUAUUAUGGGUGUUAUUAACAGACCAUUUGUGGAUAGAUGUAGUGAUAACUCACAUCAGCAAUGCAUAUGGGGUGUAUCGCUACCCGGUCUGAACUUCUCUAGCAUCGAGAUUCACAAUGAAAGGAACAACAUUGUUUGUCUUAGCAGCAGUGAAUCAGAAACUAUAAAACAGAAACUGAUUGAAGGAGGAUUUCAACUUGUUGAAGCAGCCGGGGCUGGAUAUAAAAUUAUGACUGUGAUAUUAGGAUUAUCGGACGUGUACCUGUUGACGAAAGGAACAACCUACAAAUGGGACACCUGUGCUCCACAUGCGAUUCUAAAAUCCAUCGGAGGCGACGUUUUGGACUUUCUGGACAGCAUCAUCAGUGAAGAGUGCAGUAUAGAUUACACUACGAUAGGACCAGAUUGCAACAGCAACGGGAUCAUUGCAUACAGACAUCGGGAGGUCUUGAAAGAUAUAUUGGAAAUAAUGAAAAUGUAAAAUGACCACCAAUUUGAGAUUUUUAUUUGUGUAUCAAACGAGAUCGUGAUAUUUUCUGGUCAGGUGAAUUUUCUUUGAUAGGCGAUUUUAUCAUUUUAUCUUUAUUAACAGAUUUUACCUGAAGACAGCCAACCAUAUAAUGUAUUCUGGCGUCCAAAGAGGGAUCAGAAAGGUCCUAGGAUCAUCUACAUAAUGAGACAGUAGCAGAAACAUACUUUGAAAAGAGUUAAAGUGUAGAUUCCGCUACUGCCUCAUAGAUGUAUCUAGGAUCUUCAAUUAUUUUUGCCUGUUUAAUUUAAGAGGUUUAUGUAAUUUUAUGUGCCAACUUUGAGUCUCUAAGUGAAAUGAUGUUAAAAUAAUACGCGAUGGGACAUCAAAACGGAAUAUUAUACGUUGAAAAAUAAUUACUUACCUCACCUUAGUCUACUUCUGUCAUAUCUUAGAAUAAAUUGAAAGAUCAGUAAGAUUUUUUGGUUAUACGAAUUAUAUUGUUUUCAUAGACACUGCAGUGUAAAAUCUAGUCCUUCAUUUGAGAUAGAGCUAUACCUAUUUUAAAUAGAAUAGUUAAAAUUAUAUGAAAAAGCAAAUGAUAUAUUAUGUUAUAAAUGUCCUAUAAUGUUAUUGAGUGAGUUUAAUAGUCUAUCUUUGAAAUUAGUUUCAAUGGAAACAGUAUUGAAUACAGUAUUGUACACCUUUUAUGCGUAUCAUAAUAUUUUUAAUUAUUAGUUAUUACCGAUGACACACUCUUUCUUUAAAUAUAAGCAAU